This is a messenger RNA of Seriola dumerili (greater amberjack), 2028 nucleotides long. Its product is annotated as low-density lipoprotein receptor-like. Lineage: Eukaryota; Metazoa; Chordata; Actinopteri; Carangiformes; Carangidae. Gene Ontology annotation, molecular function: calcium ion binding; protein binding. The coding region runs from base 25 to 2028 and encodes 667 amino acids. The transcript is spliced from 13 exons. The record is from RefSeq and is a predicted model, not a curated record.
UUGCAGCCGUGGAGGACAUCUAGCAUGGGACACCUUGGAGGUUUAUUUCUUUUGGUCGUCUCCGUUUCGUGGCAUCAUAUUCUGGGUUCUGCAGGCCACUCUCUGCCCGCCUGCCAUGAGCAGCUGGAGUUCAGGUGCAGCGAUGGUUCAUGCAUCUCGGGGCUGAAGUUGUGUGACAGUCACACAGACUGCAAGGAUGGUUCAGAUGAGCAGCACUGCAGUCAUGCGAGGUGUAAGAAAGAUGAAUUUGCAUGCCGCAGCAGACGGUGCAUCUCUAAACGUUUCCUAUGCAACGGCGUAGAUGACUGUGGUGACGGGAGCGACGAGGAUUCCUGCCAGAACUGCCCCCCCCCGGUCUUCUCCUGCGGGCUGUCUGACAUUUGUCUGCCCAGACAUAAGCUGUGUGAUGGACGGACAGACUGCAAGGACGGGCGGGAUGAGAGCCAGGAAAUGUGUGGGUUGACGCAACCUCGCCCCAAAACAUCUCCCAAAUGUGCAGCUUCAGAGUUUCAGUGUGGAAAUGGCCAGUGCAUCAGCCAGGCCUGGAGGUGUGACCACUCACCGGACUGCUCUGAUGGCAGCGAUGAGGACGACUGUAGACUGUAUCAGAACCAGUGCCAGGUCAAUAAUGGAGGCUGUUCUCACGAGUGUGUGGACCAGCCUAUGGGUUUCCUCUGCCUCUGUCCUGACAACAUGAGGCUGGUCAGGGACAGCCAGUGUGAGGAUGUCGACAUGUGCCUGGAAACAGAUGUGUGUGAUCAGCUGUGUGUUCACAUGAACGGCAGCCUCACCUGUGACUGCCACGAGGGCUACACCAUGAAUCCAACAACCAGAGAGUGCAAGGCCAAAGGAGAUGAGGCUCAGCUGGUUUUCACCUCUUCUAAAGGAAUACAACGGAGCAGCAUCCCUGGUACAGAGCACAGGGAACUGGCCCCACAUUUACCAGGACCGGGGCCUGUGGCAGCCUUGAUCUCAAACAGCACACUGUACUGGGCCCAGAAAGGACGAGGCUCCAUAUACAGGGUCUCCAUGGAUGGAAAGGAUGCCAUGCUAGUGCUGAAUGUUAAAGGUUCAGUGUCCGCCCUGGCUGUGGACUGGAUCCACCAGCUCCUCUACUGGACCAGCAUGGAGAGUGGUUCUGUUAAUGUCGGCCUGCUGGACGGUUUGGCACAGCGUCAGCUCAUCACAGGUCUGGACAAACCUUCUGCAGUGGCUGUGGAUCCUCUCCAGGGGUUGCUUUUUUGGGCUCAAUGUGGCAGCUUCCCAAAGAUUGAGGGAGCCAGCUUGGACGGCCGGGACAGAAUGGCUCUGGUCACUUCCUCGAUACGCCACCCUGUUGCCCUCUCUCUGGAUAUACCUCGCCAGCUGCUGUACUGGGUUGAUCAGGGAAUGAGAAGCAUCUCCAGAGUAAAUCUAGAAGGCCGGGAACGUAAAACAGUGGUCGAGUCUAACGGCUAUCUAGAUCGUCCCUUCGGACUGGCUGUGUUUGAGGGUUUUGUGUAUUGGAGUGAAGAAGUUACACGCUCCAUCUGCCGAGCAAACAAGCACAAUGGCCGCCAACUUCAAGUACUGCUGACAAAUAUUACCUCGCCAGGCAGUGUGGUCAUCUCUCAGCCUGUUCUUCAGCCAAAUGGGCCAUCCGUGUGUGGACGUCCCGGGACAAUGUGCCGGCAUAAGUGUGUUGUCAGCCUGCUGUCUGACAUCCCAGAGUUCAGCUGCAUUUUCCCAGAAACACAACAAAAUAAGUCUCAAGCAUUUCCUGCUAUCUCUCGCACCGUGCCUGCAACGACUCUGUCUGAUCCCACGUUUACCGGGAUCCUCUUCCUUAUUGUGUUUCUCACUUUGCUGCUGGUGGGAAUGGCUGUGUGGUGGUGGAGAGAGGAGUUCAGCCCGUCCAAGUCUCUUAUAGUGCAGAGCUUUUACCUCAAAGAGUCCCAGGACCCGCUCAUCACCCGGGGGCCACCCAUGGGUCCAAACUCAUGUCUCACCAAGGAAACUCUGCCUAAGCUGGACUUGGACAAUGAAUGA